CGGCAGGAAUUUGACUGCAAAGUGCAAACAAAUAAAAAAGGUCACUGGCAUAAAAGAGUGGCAUUGAACAAAGGGCAGUACAGAGCCAGUGUGUGAAGCACUGCACUCUCCAAGUCACUCAAACAUGCAUAUUUAUAAUUAUAAAACCAGCCUCCCAUAUAAUGCAACCCAAUGAAAAAAGAAUACAAGAAGUAACAGAGUAACACUGUUACUUCUCAGCUAACAUUGGAAAGUUGCUUUUUUACAAUAGGUAAUAAAAAACUCACAAUAUAGCACGGUUAAUGCUGGGGUGUGGCUCAACAUAGUUAUUUACCAAUACGGCAGUGCUUACGUCAAACAGGUGAUCCCGCCUUCUUUUUCAUCUGAUUUGGAUGCAUCAAUUGUCUUCUAUACAUAAUGCGCAAAAUCUGCUGCAAGACUCAUCAGGCCUGGUACCUGGGAAAAUACAAUUCUUACCACUUUCAUAGAACUACAUUUAACUUUUCGAACAAAAGUUGACCAAUUUAAAAAUAAAUACUGCUUUAAAGGGAACGGAACUAGCUUAUAGUCAUUUUAAAAUGAGUUCCUCGUUUACUCCCCUCAUUAAGAAGUGCAAAAGAACACUUUUUAAUAUACUAUUAACAUUAUGGGGUUAGUGUUAACUUUACAAACUUUGAAUGUGAGGAUUUUGAUCAGAAUACAAAUAUUAAACAAAUAGUUUUGCGUUUGUUGCCUGUAGCAGCAGGGGAAAUGUUACAGCUCUACAUUAUAUGCGCAAAUGUUGGGUUCGUCUUUAUUUGUCUGACUGUAUGGUGGUAUCUAAUGGACAGGGUUUGUCCCAUAAGCAGUCUGGUAUUUUCUCAUUUCGUGAAAAACGAAACUUGGUGAUCUGCGCAGGCGCAGUGGGUGCAGCCCAGUAGAAUAUAAAUAGAGCAAAGUGAAGAGUUAUCAGUCCUGCCUUUAACGUCUAACAUCGUCUGAACAUUUUUCACUGAAGGUUUUUUUCCCGAAGAAAAUCCAGAUGAGAAAAGUACAGCGGCCGAUUGCUUUUCAGUGGGCUAUUCAUCCGAGAUGGAAGGUAAUAAAAGAAAACAGAAAAUGUAAGAAUGUGCUGAAGAAAGGAGAAAGAAAAUCAUGGCUGACGAACUCAAGCCGUCACCCAGUGAUUGGACUGAAUCCGAAGUUAGCACCUGGUUUAGAUCCCUUGGAGUGAAGGAGCCGUACAUAGAAAAGCUUUAUGAGGAAGAAGUAAAUGGACAAAUCCUUCUUACACUGGAUGAGGACUUUUUGAGGACAAAAAUUGUCAUGAAGUUAGGUCCUGCUCAUUUGAUAAUUCAAAAGAGAAAUGAGCUGAUCAACUCAAAGCAAAAACCUCAAGAAAAGAUUAAGCCAAACCCUGGUAAAAACACGGAGGACAAGCAAAACAUUAAUCAAAAAGCAGUUCAAGGUCAUCCAGAACAGACUUCUGUAAGAAAUACAGAGGACUCUGUCGAGAGACAAACUGCUCAGGAGCAAUGUGCCCUGACUUCGAAGGAAGACUGCAGACCAAGACCAUUCGAUCAAGAAGAGAUUGAUUUCCUAUAUGUCAAGAAUAGAGUCCUGCAACCUGAAUCGGGCGCUUUUAAUCUAACAUCUCCAUGCCAUGAAUUUAAGUCUUUAUCUAAAGCCUCUACAUUGGAUCGCACAAGACUACAAGCUAAAUUUGCCAAAGAGGUCCUUAAAUUUGCAACUGGCUGUAUGAAUAUCAGAACAAAUGGCACAAUACACUUUGGCGUAAUGGAUAGCAAGGAGGAUACAGGAUACGUGCAUGGUGAAAUAAUUGGUAUCGCUGUACAAGAGAAAGACAUUUAUGUGGAUGCUUUGGACUACAUUGAGAGGAGUAUCUCCUCUGACAAGGAGCAUGUACGCCAAUGUGUGCGGCCACCAAGGUUCAUUGAGGUUUUGGAUCGAGAAAGUACAGAGAUGAGGUAUGUGGUAGAAGUUGACAUUGUGCCUUCAAUAAGUAUUGUUAAGAACAAGGUGUAUGUAGUCCGUCUCCCAAACUUCAAAGAGUCAACCAACAAAGUAGAAUUUGAGAAAGAAGCAAUUCUGCGGAGGGUUGGUUCAAAAACAGAACCAGUGAAUGACAAAGACCAAAGUGAUUUUUACCAGCGAGUCCGAGAUCGGGAUGCUCAAAGAGAAGAGGCAGAACAAAAUCAGUUCCUCAGCGCCCCAGACUUCUGCCAAGAUCUCGGAAGGAAACUCAGAGUGCAAAUGACUAGUGGGAAGAAAUUCAUUGAAAAGGAAAAAUGGUUCAUAUUUGUCACAAACAAAUUCAGCCCAAAUGACCUUUGUCAUAUUGAUUGGCUGCUUAACAUGAACGUGUUCUGUGUGUUUGACUUUGACCCAGACUCAAAGACAUCAGGUCUUUGCAGUAAAUACCUUCAGCAUCACGCUGCAAACAUGCAUUCUCUGCAGAGCUAUAGGUUAUCUGGUGACAUGAGCAUCAAAGAAUUCACAAGCCACUUGCAUCUGUUUGACCAAACUAGCUGGAUCUUUUGUAACGGCAGGUCUGACUUCAAAGGAAAUGAAACUCCAUGUGAUGAGAUGACUUGGAUAAAGACAAAAAUGACUUUCCUGCGGGAAUCUGUGUCUUUGAUCUGUAAACAAAUCUUGCCAAAAGGGACGUUCCAGGUCAUUUUUCUUCUCACAUCACCAGUAGAGAAACCUCUCUUGCAUACAUUCUACGAGUUUUUCACAGACAUGGAAGGCCAUGAAGACAUCAUCUGCAUCUGUGAAUCAGAGAAAAACUUCCAGAAGUGGCAAAGCUUUGCAGAAGGGUCAUGUGGAACAGAAACUGUGAACAACUCCAGUGUCGUCGGGAUGAAGAUGAGUCACAUUGAUUCAACUCUCCAGCAAAUACAACCCUUAAACACACUUACCAGCAAACGCUUGCCAGUCUUUGUGAAAGGGACAUGUCUUCUUGAAACACUCAUAGAGGAACAGAUGUAUUCCCUGGAAAUUCUAACUGUUGAUCAUUGCAAUGAAACAAGCAAAGAAUUCAUUGAUGAAGAAAAAGCAGACAUUGAAGGGCUGUUUUACCGUGGUGGGAUAGUAAAGUGGUUGAAUUUCUGGCUUGCUGAACACAAGUACGUUGGAGAGGUUAUUGAAAGAGAUGCUUAUAAGGAUGUUUCCAAACUUCUCAAUGACGCUUUGAAACGAAAAUUAGAUCAGCCUCCGGUGAACAGUAUAAACAUCUACCAUCAUCCAGGGAGUGGUGGAAGCACUGUGGCCAGACAAGUACUUGGAACACCAGGAAAGAUCUAAGGUGUGCAGUUGUGAAGCCUUCAUAUGCAGCUGGUCUUGUUGCGCAACAUGCAGUUGAGCUAAGAGAAUAUGAAGAAAAAGAUCCACAGACAUGUCUUCCUGUGCUACUUCUAAUUGAAGACUCAGACAAAGAAUAUCUAGAUGAUCUUAGGAAUGAAUUUGAAGUUGCCACCAACAACAAGAGAAUCCAAUGUGGAACUCUAUGUUUCAUUUUGUUGAACUGCAGACGAUCCCAUGAUCCAGAGAUUA
This is a messenger RNA of Gymnodraco acuticeps, 3534 nucleotides long. Its product is annotated as sterile alpha motif domain-containing protein 9-like. Gene Ontology annotation, molecular function: protein binding. Bases 1114 to 3285 code for a protein of 723 amino acids. The transcript is spliced from 3 exons. The record is from RefSeq and is a predicted model, not a curated record. Gene Ontology annotation, cellular component: cytoplasm. NCBI's taxonomy places the organism in Eukaryota, Metazoa, Chordata, Actinopteri, Perciformes, Bathydraconidae.